Messenger RNA from Drosophila obscura, 1090 nucleotides. RefSeq lists its product as uncharacterized. The record is from RefSeq and is a predicted model, not a curated record. Bases 328 to 729 code for a protein of 133 amino acids. NCBI's taxonomy places the organism in Eukaryota, Metazoa, Arthropoda, Insecta, Diptera, Drosophilidae. The transcript is spliced from 3 exons.
GGCCGCUCGCCUGACAAACGGCCGCACACCUGCCAGUGUCCUGGAACGCGCACUGGCUAGAGUCCUCAGCUGCUCCUUGCCGCCUCUUGCCAGCGACCAAAGUCUAAUGAGUGCGACAGCAGCGGAAAUUGAAUAUUGAGUGUAACCAAGCGGAUGCAACAGGAAAUCACAUUAACCGUAGUCGCAGCAGCAGCAGCAGCAUCAGCAGCAGAAACAUCAGAAACAGCAGCAUCCUUUUGCCAUUAUCCCUGCGGCUGCGAAAGGUAUAAGGGAGAGCAAAAGCGGAAGUCUUAGCCGUAAUGCCUUGCGCCUGAGUGGCUGCCUAGCAUGGGCUGCUCCAGCUCCAAGACCGCCCCAACGAUAGACGACAUUAAAGCUCCCGUGUCAGCCAGGUCAAACACAAUGGCCAGCAGUAAGGCAUACCCUGCCUCGGAGGCCUUUACCAUUCCGCUGGACACCGAAGAGCAGCCGGAGAUGCCUCUCAACGAGACCUUGAGACAGCCACCCAAGCGCAUUCAGCAGAUAAUGCAGGAGGCGGCCCACUCCGAGCCGCCCACACUCGAGGAGCUGAAGGACAAGCAGCAGAAGGCCGAGCAGAGGCGCCAGGAGUUGAUGCAACAGAAGCUGGAAACGAUCCAAAAGAAUACCCAGAUGCUGAUGCGAGGACACAUGGAGGGGGACGGCAGUGGAGAGGGUAAUCCAGAGGAUAGGGAGUCGCCGCAGCCGUAAAAUCCAUAGCCCAAAUACGAGUGCACAUUUCGAACCCUGCACUCUGCAAAUUGAACGAUUUCCCAGCCUGCUUUUCAUUCACAUGUUUUAUUGUUAGCUUUAAUUCAUAUAUGUAUUACUAUAUAUAUCAUAGUGUAUUUCCAAACAAUUAGAUUGUUUGCAAUUAAACCUCCUUUCCACUCAACAACACUCCAAAACGCUGUCCCACUCGUACUUCACUUUACUUUACUUUACUCAUCUUACGAUUAUAUUUGUGUGUACUUAAUGUUCUGGUAAUCUGGUUGUAUCUAUGUUAUCUAUAUGUAUAUAUGUAUGUGUUAGGUUGGUUUGGCUCGAUUGGUGUUUUGGUGUUUUGGUUUUG